This is a messenger RNA of Oncorhynchus gorbuscha (pink salmon), 2955 nucleotides long. RefSeq names its product CD276 antigen-like. NCBI's taxonomy places the organism in Eukaryota, Metazoa, Chordata, Actinopteri, Salmoniformes, Salmonidae. Bases 31 to 1002 code for a protein of 323 amino acids. The transcript has 8 exons. The record is from RefSeq and is a predicted model, not a curated record.
CACCGUAUGGGAGUGGUUUCUUAGAAUCGAAUGAAUCCUGCUGAAUUGCUGUGUCUGACGAGGCUGACCCGUGCUGCCGAGACCCUCAGGAAGACCAUGCUGUCCCUCCUGCUGCCCACUCUGCUUGCUGUGCAAGCUCUCGCUGUCCUGGAAGUGUAUGUCCCAGAGCUGCCAGUGGUGGCGCUGUAUGGCAUGGACAGCACCCUCAACUGUUCCUUCAGCCACGCCUCUCCCUUCAACCUGUCUGACCUCAGUGUCUUCUGGCAGCUGACGGACACCAAGCGCAGUGUGCACAGCUACUGGGCUAGCCAGGACCAGCUGGUAGACCAGGGAGAGCGCUACGCCAACCGCACCAGCCUGUACCCCUCUCAGCUGGGCGCGGGCAACGCUUCGCUCCUCUUGAGAGGGGUCCGGGUGGCCGAUGAGGGUAGCUACACCUGCUUCGUCAGGGUGAAGGACUACGGCAGUGCAGCCCUACUGCUCCAGGUAGCAGCCCCCUACUCCAAGCCUCUGGUGACCCUGGAGCCGGACUCCAACCUGCGGCCGGGUGACGAGGUGGCGCUGACCUGCGUGGCGUACGGUGGCUACCCUGAGGCUGACGUACUGUGGCAGGACGGGGGCGGGCACAACCUGACAGACAACGUCACCACCUCCCUGGUGGCCAAUGAGGAGGGGCUGUUCAGCAUGCUCAGUGUCCUGACUGUCACCCUGGAGCCCAAUAGCACUUACAGCUGCAGACUGACCAACCCAUUAUUGGGCGAGGACGGCCACGCCUCCGUCACCAUCACAGGUCAGAACAUGGUGUUUCCCCCGGUGGCUCUGUGGGUGACGGUGGGCCUGGCUGUGUGUCUGCUGGGUCUGCUCAUCGCCCUGGCUGCAGUCUGCCGUAGGAAGAUCAAGGAGAGCUGUGAGGAGGACAGAGCAGCCAAGGAGCUUGAAGAGGCCAAAGAGCUGCAGGAAGAGGACCAGUCUAAGACAGCCAUGACCCCCCUGAAAAGCUAAAGACAAAAGAACACAGGGAGCAGAGACGACACAUCACUUUGAGGAUCCGCACUCUUCUCUUUUUUAUAAGAAUGAGGAAGAGAUAACGAGGCGAAGAAAUAAAGUGAGAUAUAAAAAUGGGAAAUGGUUCCUGGAGCAUUUCAAGUAUAGCUGCUGUGCCGUGGCUCAUCGUUGAGAGUGAGAGAGACAGCGAGAGCAAGAGAGCUGGCGUGAGGUGUGGAAUAAGCUUCGCUUGGCGUGUCGGUGUGACCUUUGGGUGUUUCUGGGGAGAGGGCAGGCGCCAGGCGGUGACGCGGCUCCUCGGGUUACUGUUGUCUCAGCGCCGCGGCGAGGCUCGUCUGAUGUUGAUGAUGUCAGACAGGACACUUACGCUGGGCUAGAGCUCUCCUGGGAGGUGUUGGCUAUGGAAUCACCCUCUCCGACUCGCUCUCCUCAUCCUCUCCUCAUCCUCUCCUCAUCCUCACAUCUGUGCAUUAUUUAGCUUAUUGUCUCAGCCAUUUAUCAGGAUAAUGACUCUGCAAGCGUAUAAUACUGUACUGUACAUUUCUCCAAGUGACAUGCACCAGAUACCUGAUGAUGACCACUGAGGAAAAGCCAAUAAAGAGAUGUGCAGAAAACUGCAUCAUAUUGAUAUUGGAGGAUGGUCUAGGAUGGAUAGUUGUGCUGCUCAGAAUAUCACUGACUGCAUAGUAUUUUGUAGCUUUGCUUGGGGAGGAUUGGCGCGGAGCCAUACGCGUCAGAAUAGUGGAGAUAAUAAUGCAGUGAAAAAUAAAAUACAAGGACCAAAGUUGCUGGGCUGGCUGUACUUUUUUUUGGACCUUAAUAACGAUUUUCAUGACAAGAAACUCGUAAUAUCAGUGUGCAGUGGCAGGCAGCGGGAGUGUGGGGACUGAAUCACUGAUCAAUGACAGCUAAUGAACACGGCAGGAGUUCUGCUCUGUUUGCCUCUCGACAGAGAGCCCCGCUCUUCUGAGAGAUAUUUUUCUCCUAUUUUGCACCAAAAAAAAAAUACAGGAGGCUUCGUUGAAACCAACUGCCUCUAGGCUCAAUUAACUAGCACAGAUUACUCAUAAUGCAGAUGAGGAGCCUGGGUAUGUAAUACACAGCAUGGAGACCACUCACCUUCCCUCCUCCCUCACUACAACUCUAUGCCUUGGGGCCCGGUGACAGUGCAGUGCGGUGGGUUGCGGUGUGCAUGCAGCGGCACAUAUAUACAUGACAUAUGGAGUGUCUCAGGCGAUCUAUGGAUCCUGAAGGCUGUUUAUCACUCCAUCAUGGUGACAUGGUACUGAGUCGUGUGCAGUCAACACAACACAGAGCUCUGGUGUCACCUGGCUGUCAGCAACACUUAAUAUACUUGGCUCAGGGUCUCUGGUCGCUGCUGCUGUCCUGAUGCCCCUGGCCUAACUGUCCAAUCCCCCUUGCAUUACAUGGAUGGAGAGAUACUCCUCCAGAGCAUUCAUCACGUCCUCCAUCACCCCCGCCGGGGCAGAGGGCCGGGAGCCUGGCACCUGCACUGUUGUCUCUUCUCUCAUUGGCCACAUGAGGUGUCCUACUGGGGUUGGUACUUUUAUAGAGGCCUCCACUGGCAUACAGUACACAGUAGCACACACCUUCAGACAUUUUUACAGUUUUUACAAAUGUCAUCUCAAAUAUGAGCUGGUAUAAUUGUGUUGAAACACUGUUCUUUUAAAUUGGUUAAAUGAAAUACAUACUGCUAAACUAUUGUCAGCAAAGGAAAGGUGUGUGUUGAGAACAUCAAGAGAAUUACAGAAGGCAGAAAUGUAAAUAGAGUAGUUAGCAUACCCAAAUGGGAAUAGGCACAAAUAUGCUGGAUUUGUAGACUGUGAGGCUGCGUUUACAGUCAGCCCAAUUCUGAUAUUAUUUCCACUAAUUGGUCUUUUGAUCAAUCACAUCAGAUCUUCUCACCUCAGAUCUUUUUCCAGAGCUGAU